AUGCGGUGGACUUUGCAGAUGCCGUCAUGGCUCACCAUGUGUUCGAAAUGCGAAAUCAACGGUGCGAGAUACCUUGGAGCUAUCCCUGUUCACACCGGGAUUUCCCUAGAACCAGAAACAUUGUUAGGUCCCCUGCAGGAAAUUUUCAGGAUAGCUAUCGAUGCGGGCCCUGACCAACCAGGUGUAACAGAGCGUUGUGUAACAUGCAUUUGGCAUCAAUCAUACCAAACAUUCACAAGGGCCAAAAAUACCUUUAUCGCCUUUCGUUGGAAAGAUGCCGCAUGA
Messenger RNA from Podospora pseudocomata, 285 nucleotides. RefSeq lists its product as uncharacterized. The record is from RefSeq and is a predicted model, not a curated record. The transcript has 2 exons. NCBI's taxonomy places the organism in Eukaryota, Fungi, Ascomycota, Sordariomycetes, Sordariales, Podosporaceae. The coding region runs from base 1 to 285 and encodes 94 amino acids.